Parastagonospora nodorum SN15 is the source of this 2649-nucleotide messenger RNA. RefSeq lists its product as hypothetical. The record is from RefSeq and is a predicted model, not a curated record. Bases 1 to 2649 code for a protein of 882 amino acids. The transcript has 15 exons. Lineage: Eukaryota; Fungi; Ascomycota; Dothideomycetes; Pleosporales; Phaeosphaeriaceae. Gene Ontology annotation, molecular function: protein binding. Gene Ontology annotation, biological process: regulation of synaptonemal complex assembly; meiotic cell cycle.
AUGGUAUGGUGGGCUUUGGCACGGCUGCAGGCGUUGUUUGACUAUUUCUUGAUGCCGGCAGCAAAGCUUGAACGCGAAAAGAAGCUGAAGUCGAUUCUCACUUUCGGGGCAAAUCUCCCCAAACGACUCGAAAAGGAUCGCGAUGCUUCUCUCGUGGUCGAACUCCAGGCUCAGAUCCGCGGGCUACCACUGCUGCCAUCCUCGACCCUCACCACGAGACAGGAUGAGCUCGACAAACUAGGCACAGAACUUUGGAACCUUUCCACCCGCUUGCGACGCGAUGAAACUACAACAAAUAGCAAGACGAAAUACGAUGCGAAGGAGAAUGACCGCGCUCUCUGCUUGGUGCGCGCUUUCGCAUUUCUUGUGCUUGACUCCGCUGCGGCGCAUGCAAAAGGUCGUCCGCGAAAGAGCUGCAUUCGUCUCAUGAAGGUUGCGCUGAAAGCUGCACGCAUGUGCAUUACUAGCAAAGAAAUUAGUCAUGCCACCAAGCUUCUUGAGCGCGCCGCCGAAUAUCAGGAAGUGCUGGGCAAGGAGGACGACGCAGCGAAUGACGAGAGCGAGAUGGCGCGUCGCCUGCGCAUGGAGUACUUCGCCGUGCGGACUACGCUGGUCACAGAGCACAUGUAUGCCAAGUGCAAGCAGCUCGCCGUUGCACUCACCCCGAGCUCGGCGGAGACCCUUGCAGAUCUUCUAUACGAGAUGGGCAAAGAUAGCUUGAGCAAACGCCAGUACGAAGCUGCGACAAGAUGGCUUGAGCGCGCAUACGAUACGCUUGGGGAGCAAGACAUGGAGAUGUUCAGUCCUGAGGCUAGCGAACUAAGGCUGAGCACCAUGCACGGCAUUGUGCAGGCAUGCGUGAAGUCGAACACCACUGGAGCUCGAGACAAAGCUUGGCAGAUGCUGAAGCUCAUGGAGACGGACUACUCCGACAAGAUGUUGGUUUCGCUCCUGAAGAUUGAGCUACUCUCCUCAAGCGAGACCUUUGACAGCGUCGAGUUUUAUAAUGUUCUUCUUCGCAUGAUAAGGACCAUUGUUCUCAACGAUACAAAUUUCAGGACCAUCAUGCAUCAUAUCCACAAGCUGAAAGAGCAUAGCAAUACUACCGCAGGCAAAAUCGUUGAUGAUUUGAUCGACAUUCGACUCUUCAGAGAAGAGAAUCAAACUUGGAUCGAAAAGGCGGUCAUCACUCGCAUCUGGAUCGGCACAACGAACAGUCUUGCGGAAAGAAUACUCGAAGACACACAAGAACUUCUCGAAAUGGUCUUGCAGAAAUCAAAGAGCUCUUUCUCCGCACCUGCUACUCAUGCGGCACAGACACUGUUGUGGAAGCGAGUCGAAGCAGCAUUCAGUCAGGAGCAGUUCGUCAUCGCCGAAGCUUGGUGUCGGGUUUGCCUGCACCCAGUCUUUGAUAAAGCUGGAGCACAGAACAAGGCUCGAAUCUCUAGUAGAAAGAUCAUACAAUGCGCGCUGUCACGGCAGGAUUAUGCGGCUGCACGAGAAGCCCACAAGAAGAUGUCCGAGAAUAGCAGAGACGAGCCAGUCACACGCUAUUUAAUGUAUAAAGCAGGUAUUCAGACCCAGGAUGUCGAACUUGCAGGCAGUGAUGACAUAUUGACCACGACAGCUGCGGAGUGCUUGGACCACAUAUGUCGGAGCUCCGCUAAGGAUGCAACCUUGCUCUAUGCUUGUGCGAUGGAGGCUCAAAGCAAUGGCGACAAAAAGCAAGCCAUCAACGCCCUCGAGCGCGUCCUUGACAAGUACGACUACAGCGCACCCGCGGGAAUUCAUCUCCCUGCACUUCUGCGUCGGAGCUCAUCAAAGAUGGUGCGAUUGAACCAAGCGUCAUGGAACAACUGUGCAAAGUACUUGAAGGAGCUACAAUACUAUCUCGAGGCUCGCAAGCAUAGCCAGGAGUUCCGACGAGCUGCAGCAGAGGGCAUCGACAAGCUCGGUGGUUCUGCUCAAGCAGACAUCAUCUCGAAGCACUUUCAGGUAGUCAAACUGGAGCUUGAAGCAGUACUAAAGCUCGAAAAGUGGGAUGAGCUCGACGAUCUCUUCGAACAGUGCUGGAAGUACAAGAGCCCAGAUGACUACGAGACACUGGCCGAUCUCGUUCUCGUCAUACACUCUUCGCAAACUAACAAAGCCACAGAGGUACUGUCGGUGCUCGAAAAGAUCAUUAAGCUCACCUCACACCAAACCGGAACGGACAUGACGAAGCUUGCGCGCUGGCUUCGUUGCCUUUUCAGCAUUGCGCUUGGUUAUGACGAGAAGAUCAGCAUCAACUGCAUAGAGCUUGCUGUUACCGUCGCUACAAAGCACCAUGGAGACCGUCCGAUUGCUCAAGCAUCUGUCCUGACUACUCCCCCGCUAUCCUCUGAUGCUGUGAGAGAUGAAUGCGACUCAGGCUCGGCUGACGAUGAGAUCAAGGAAACCGAUCGUUAUCCCGCAACGGAGCUCGAGUGGCUUGCGACGACUGCUUUUAACCACGCGGUCGACUACUACAUGCAGGAGAAUGACGAGGCAUGUACGAAGUGGGCGCAGCAUGCGUUUGUGCUUUCGCAGUGGCUUGAGGAUGGUGGAGCAUUGAGGGACUUGCUCAUGGAGAAGUAUGCGUCAUUGGGGCUAGGGAAGGGACGCGAGUGA